CACCUCAGAGUUGUGGGCGAUACCUGCUGCUGCAGAGUGCAACAAGACUGGGGAGUAAUAUCAGAGCUUGAUCCAGAUUCAGCUCAGACCAGGAAAACAAAGACGUUCAUGGAUCUAUUUGUUUAGCUGGAUCAUGCAGUACUGCAGCACCCGCGGCGGCGUGGGGGGCUGGAGCUUCAGGGACGUGUUGUUCUCCGGCUACGCUCCGGAUGGAGGCAUGUUCAUGCCGGAAACGCUGCCUGUGCUGGACCCCGACAGGCUGAGGAGCUGGAGGGGGCUGUCCUACCCCAAAGUGGUGGUGGAGGUGGCGUCUCUCUUCAUCCCCCCUCAGCUCAUCCCCAGAGACGACCUGGGGGUCCUCGUGGGGGAGGCCCUCUCUGGUUUCUCUGUGCCUGAGGUGGUCCGAGUAGCUCGACUAAAAGACGGCCUGACCGUGCUGGAGCUUUUCCAUGGAGAAACUCUAGCUUUUAAGGAUCUGGCCAUGAGCUGUACCGUCCACUUUCUCUCCUACUUCCUGAAGAAAGAGAGCCGCAGAGCCAUAGUUGUUGUAGGUACCUCUGGUGAUACUGGAGGCUCGGCCAUCCAGAGUGCCAAAGGCGUGCCUGGUUUGGAUGUGGUGGUGGUCUACCCUCGGGGACGCGUCACCCCGGUGCAGGAGAAGCACAUGACCACAUGUCUGGAGGAUAACGUGCACGUGUUUGCAGCCGACGGCAGCUCUGACGACAUCGACCAGCCUUUGAGGCGCCUGUUUGCUGACCAGCAGCUGGUUCUGUCUCAUGGGUUGAUGAGCCUCAACUCGGUCAACUGGUCCAGAAUCCUGGUCCAGCUCGCUCACUUCAUCUACGCCUACCUGGAGCUCAGCGGGGUGGAGCAGGCCGGGGUGGGGGCAUCUCUGCCCGAGCUGGAGGUUGUUGUUCCCACGGGGGGAGCAGGAAACAUUGCAGCUGGGUUCAUAGUGAAGCAGAUGGGCGUGCCUCUGAGGCUGGUUGCCAUGGUGAACUCCAACGACAUUGUGCACAGGACGGUAACCCGCGGCGACUUCUCCAUGGCUGAUGAGGUCACACAGACUCUGGCCACGGCCAUAGACAUCCAGGACCCGUACAACAUGGAGCGGGUGUUCUGGCUGCUGCUGGGCAGAGACGGCGCCUCAGUCAAAGCCAUGAUGGAGGAGUUUCAGCGUUCACACCGCCACUCGCUGUCAGAGGAGCAGCGCAGACUGCUGUCGAGCGUCCUGACCACGGGGGCGGUGAGCGAUGAGGGCAUCCUGGAGACCAUGAGGAGGUGCUGGGAGGAGAACCAGUACCUGCUGUGUCCUCACUCCGCUGUGGCGGUCUGGCAUCACUACCACUGUCCUCACAGCGGGGGGGUCAACAGGUGUUACGUUGCAACGGCAUCUCCAGCCAAGUUCCAGGCGGCGGUGCAGAGGGCCGGCCUGCCCUUCAGCCCCCCGGCGGCGCUGCAGGCUCUGGACGGGCUGCCCAGCCGCUGCCAGGAGCUGCGGCGCAGCGCCGACUGGAGCAGAGACUGGGAGGACAGACUGCGACGCCACAUCCAGGAUCUAGACGCUGCCAGGAAGAGCAGGUCCGCUCCGCCCCCCUAAACCUGCAGACGGCCACGUGCACGCCGUCAGCUAUGGCAAACAGACCGAUUUAAGGAGCAGAGAAAAUGAAAGAAAUGACUUAUCUUUGAUUGGACUAAGUGUUGAUUUACUGGAUGUUUGAUCAGAUAGUGAUGGUCUGUCGGUGAUGAAGGUUGUCGUUCAUCCUCACUCUGGCUCUGCGGGAAGCUCAGCUGCUUUUAGCUUCAGCAGAGAAACAGGAUGGAAAGGAGAAAAAAACAGAUGAACUGCAGAAAUGAUUAAACACAAAGACAAAUGUGAAGGGUUGAAAAUCAGCUUUGACAAGUUGAUGGGCUGAAAUAAAUUGAUUUAUGGCCAAAUGA
Messenger RNA from Oryzias melastigma (Indian medaka), 1941 nucleotides. It is a transcript of the gene thnsl2, whose product is annotated as threonine synthase-like 2. Gene Ontology annotation, molecular function: pyridoxal phosphate binding. The transcript has 10 exons. The record is from RefSeq and is a predicted model, not a curated record. NCBI's taxonomy places the organism in Eukaryota, Metazoa, Chordata, Actinopteri, Beloniformes, Adrianichthyidae. Gene Ontology annotation, biological process: dephosphorylation; 2-oxobutyrate biosynthetic process. Bases 134 to 1600 code for a protein of 488 amino acids.